This is a messenger RNA of Amaranthus tricolor (Joseph's coat), 2667 nucleotides long. RefSeq lists its product as uncharacterized. The record is from RefSeq and is a predicted model, not a curated record. The coding region runs from base 207 to 2366 and encodes 719 amino acids. The transcript has 14 exons. NCBI's taxonomy places the organism in Eukaryota, Viridiplantae, Streptophyta, Magnoliopsida, Caryophyllales, Amaranthaceae.
ACACUUCGGAGUCUGGACUGGAGUACUUAGUCUACCGAAGUCUCUUCCGCCAUUUUUCCUCUCUUAUUUUUUCUCCGCCACAGAAAUUCCUCUGUCUCUCUCCUCCCAAAAAUAUGUGAUUCUCAUUCAAUCUCUCAAACUUUCUUUUCCUGAAAAUCCAUGGAUAAAAACUCAAAUACCCACUAUUUUCUCUCUGCGUUUCAACAAUGGCGGUUGUUACUCCACUUCACUCAUCUCUCUUUCUCCCCACCACUACGACUUUCCUUCUUCCUACUAUUUCUUCUGCAGAUCGCCGCUUUUCUCUCUUUUUUAAGACAAAGAUAAAGGCACAAAUUACUCCUCAAAAGAGCAACAAUGGCGGCGCUGCUGUUGUUUGGUUCAAACACGAUCUUCGAAUUGACGAUCAUCCUGGCAUUGUUGCUGCUUCUAAACACUCCGUUGUUGUUCCUGUUUACGUCUUCGAUCACCGCAUUUUGUCUCGUUUUUCAAGUGAAAUGGUGGAACUUGUUCUUUUUGCUGUAGAAGAUCUAAGGAAAUCAUUGAAGGAGAAUGGAUCCAAUUUGAUGAUCAGAUUUGGAAAAGUGGAAAAUGUUUUACGUGAACUGGUGAAAGAGUUCAAAGCCACCACUUUAUAUGCGGAAGAAGAGAUAGAAUAUGAUAUGCAAUCUAUGAUUGCUACUGUUAAGGAUUUCUUAGCUGCAGAUCCUUUUCUAGAUUGGAAACCAGAAGUUGAGUUGUGGUGGACUUCACUUUAUGAUGUUAAGAACUUAGAUUACCUGCCUGCAUACUUUCGAGAUGUAAAGAAACCACAACAAGAUGAUGUUACAUUGCUUGGUAUCCCAUGCUUACCUACUUGCCCUGUGGGUUUUGACUGGGGUCAUCUCCCCACUAUUGAGGAUGUGGGUAAAUUCAUGGAUUCUCAUGUAAAUAGAGACAAAGAAGAAUGGUAUACUAUUAAAGACACUUCAGCAGAAGCUGCAUUAAGAAAAGAUCAUAUGAAGCUGUUUAAAUCAGGCAAUCCUAUGCUUGGGGAAUCAGGGUUAUCACAACUAAGGAGCAACAAACAAAAUGCCAAUGAAACUCAGAGGAAGAAACCAGAAAAUUCUGUUUUUAUUACAAGUAAAAGAAACAUUGUUGCUGGUGGAACUGAUGUUGUAUUGAAUGCAUUGGCUGCAUAUUUUAGAUAUCUAGAAGGAACUGCUCGAGAUGAUUGGCAAGAGGUUCACCAAAAACUACGAGAUGCUGAAAUUCGAGCUGGGGCUUCAUUUGGAACUCUUUUUGGAUUUUCUCUGCAACUUGGAAUCGUAUCAAGUAGGAGAGUAUUUUUUGAAGCUAUAAAAUAUGAGAAGGAAAGAAAUGCUGGGUUUUUAUCACCAUUUGGGUAUUCCACUGCAACAGUUGCAGCUGCCAUAAAUGCAGUAUGCUCAAGUGAGUGGUAUUGGCUGCAGAGUUUGAAAAGCCUAUAUAGGAAGGAAGAAUCAUACUCGAAGAGAUUUUGGAGAUGGAGUGGCCACCUUAUUCAGUACACAGUUGUUGGUUGCAAAGGGCCAGCUGUUGUUCUUGUCCAUGGAUUUGGGGCUUUCCUUGACCAUUAUCGUGAUAACUUGAGUAAUAUAGCUGAUGGUGGGAAUCGAGUUUGGGCUCUCACUCUUUUAGGCUUUGGUCAGUCUGAAAAACCAAACAUUAUUUACAGUGAACUCAUGUGGGCUGAAUUGCUGCGCGACUUCAUUGUUGAGGUUGUUGGGGAGCCAGUACAUCUUGUGGGGAACUCGAUAGGUGGUUACUUCAUUUCGAUUGUCGCUGGGCUUUGGCCUUUACUGGUCAAGUCUAUUGUCCUUAUGAACACUGCUGGAGAUGUUAUUCCAGGAUAUUCCUCUUUGCUAUUCUCCAAGGAAAGACGAAUUUCUGGGGCUGCUUGGUUGGGUUCAAGAGCACUUUUGCAAUACUUGAGGUUCAGUACAAGAAGCCUGGUUAAGAGCUGUUAUCCAUCUCGGCCAGAAAGGGCCGACAAUUGGCUUGUCAUGGAAAUGCUGAGAGCUUCAUAUGAUCCUGGUUCAGUGGAGGUUUUGGAGAGCAUUUUUAGCUUCAAUUUGUCCAUUCCACUAAAUCACCUUCUUAGCAGAUUGAAGGGGAAGGUUUUGAUUAUACAGGGGAUGAGAGAUCCAAUAGCUGAUUCUCGUUCCAAGCUUGCAAUGUUCAGGGAGCAUUGUGAAGGGAUCCAAAUCAAAGAACUUGAUGCCGGCCAUUGCCCCCAUGAUGAAUGUCCGGAAGAAGUCAACACUAUGAUCCGUGAAUGGAUAUUCACGACUGAGAACAUAAUUAUCGACGAGAGUUUGAAUUCAUCAAUCAGCUCGUCAUGCACAUAAAACAUUGAAGUAUAUUGUCGUUCAUACCAUUAGCCGUUAUACAUUUAUCUUGUUUCUACUUGGAAGAGAAGCUCAACAUUGAUUCAUGUAAAGUUUCAUGAUUUUGCCUCAUUCGUGCACAUUAGCUGGUAUGUCAGUUGAUGAUGUUAUACGAAGUAUAUGUAUAUUUUGUACGAGGUAAUUCUACGGUGAUUAGUUUUUAAAAAUAACUUACAAUUAUGUAAGUUAAAGUGUUGAUUAGUUUAUUAUAAAUUUAUUAUAUCUUUUAAUUUCAAUUAUGUAACUUACAAUUUUCGUGUUC